Messenger RNA from Effrenium voratum, 1391 nucleotides. Lineage: Eukaryota; Dinophyceae; Suessiales; Symbiodiniaceae. The record is from the annotation of a GenBank genome assembly.
AGCACCGUUGAAAAGCUGUCGCGCUGAUUCACCGCGAGCCAUGAGCCAUGGAGGGCAACGUUGCAGACGUGCCAAACUCGCCGUGCCAGCGGCUCCUGUGCAUGGGCGCACCGCUGCUAGAGAUCCGCGCGGAGGUGCCGCAAUCCUUUCUCGAUGACUUCAAGCUUCGUGGCAAUGCGGUGGUGCAGGUGGAAGGCCCCAUGCAGACCAUGCUGCAAGACAUCAACCGAGUUUGCGCGGAGGCAGAGCGGGCGCCUGUCUACGCCGCAGCCGGGGAUGCCACCAGCACAGCGCUCGCUGUGCAGGCGCUCUUGCGGCAAGACCCUGGAUACUCGGCCGAGGCCAUCCGCCGGAGUUCACACGCUCUGGUGUCACUCCUUGGGGGCGUUGGCCGAGAUCAGCUUGGCUACAAGCUGCAGGACUACCUGAAAGAGGCCGGCGUGCAGCCUCUCUUCAGCGAGAUUGUGAGCGAGCAAACUGGCUGGACCGCCUUUCUAACACCACAUCGGGAACGGGACGCUGCGCACGAAAGGGUGUCCUUGGCCGCCCCCGGCGAGGACGAAAAGCGAAGGGGUGCUGAAGCUGGCGGUGGUGUACCGGGCGAUUCAGGCCGGCGCCGCCAACCAGUACAAGUUGGACCAUCUGCGCUUCAAAGUCUGGGAGCAGGUGGAAGCGGCGGGCGUGGUGUAUGCCGAGGCCACAUUCCUGACGGUCUCCUUUGAGAGUGUGAAGAUCUUGGCUGAGCACUGCGCCAAGAUGGGCAACACUUUUUGCCUGAACCUCUCGGCGCCCUAUGUCUGCCGCUACUUCGGGGAUCGGAUUCUGACCGUCAUCCCGUACACCGAUUUCGUCUUUGGCUCUGAAAGCGAAUACAUGGCCCUUGCCGAGCAGAAGCGUGGAGAAGGAAUCGGACAGGAUGUCGACUCAGUGGCCACCUGGCUCGCGAAGAUGCCGCGCUCAGAUGGGGACACGCAGAAGCGGCGCCACGUGGUGAUCACCUGCGGGGAUCAGCCCACCAUCUUGGCCAGUACUUGGCGCGGCUACGGCGUGAAGGUCCAGCGCUUUCCUGUGCCUCCGGUGCGCAGCCGAUCCUUUGCGCGGAAGGACGGCGCCGGCGAUGCCUUCCCAGGCGGCUUCCUCUACGGGCUCAUGCACAAGGCUGAUGUUGACAGCUGCGUGCAGCUGGCGCUCUACUGUGCCAGCGUGGCAGUGCAACGCACCGGUCCAGGCUUCUCCUUCAAGGACAAGCCCAGCCUCAAGUUGGCCUGAAGCCGCAGGGGCCAUUGGCGCCGGACGCUGGGCAUGGCCGAAAAGAAGCCGUGCCCAGCAAAAGUGCGAGAAGGGGAGCACCUAAAAUUGCAUUGCACUUAGAAAGUGGUGAGUAAGCCUGG